GUGGCGCUGGUUGUAAGAGCAUCCAUUUUGCACCCGCUCAAGGCUGCGGCAGCCUGUGUCAGACGAUGCCAGCAUGCCACGUCUAAAACUUCUGUACCGCACUCCAGCCUGCCUGUCACUCCCCCCAGUCUGAACACUGGUCGGCCGCCCUUGAUAGUAAUCGGCAAAGCACUGAGAGUUAGUAUGAGUUAUCCUGGCGGAAACUACGGCUACGGGCAGGCUCCAUACCCACCUGCACCGGGAGGUUCCCCUUACCCACCUGCACCGGGAGGUUCUCCUUACCCACCUGCCCCAGGGGGUUCUCCUUACCCACCUGCCCCAGGGGGCUCCCCUUACCCUCCAGCCCCAGGUGGCUCCCCUUACCCUCCGGCCCCAGGUGGGUCACCAUACCCUCCAGCCCCAGGUGGCUCCCCUUAUCCUCCAGCCCCAGGUGGGUCACCAUACCCCCCAGCCCCUGGAGGCUCCCCAUACCCUCCUGCUCCAGGGGGCUCACCAUACCCUCCUGCAGGAGGGUCGCCUUACCCUCCCGCCCCAGGGGGCUCGCCAUAUCCCCCUGCCCCAGGGGGCUCACCAUACCCCCCUGCCCCAGGGAGCUCCCCAUAUCCUGAAGCUGGUAGGACUUCCCCAUACCCCCCUUCAACAUCUCCUUACCCGCCGGCAUCAGGAGGAUCCCCUUACCCGGGGGCAUCGCCCUACCCUCCGGCUUCUGGAAGCCCAUACCCACCUGCUGGAGGAUACCCUGGACAACCUGCUGUCCAGAGCUACGCACCCCAGACCAGCACCAUGUACUCAAAUCUAGGAUCCAGCGCCCCGGGUGCAGGAUACCCAGGGACAACUGCUGGCGGUUACGGAGCUUCUCCCGGAUACCCAGGGGUAGGUAGAGGUACUCCUGUAGGGUAUCGUCCUGGAGGGAUGAUCAACUCGUAUACAGAGAUGCCAACGGUGAAGCCCCAGGCUCACUUCGAUCCCAGCAGUGAUGCUGCUGUCCUGAGGAAGGCCAUGAAGGGCCUGGGAACUGACGAGGCUGCUAUCAUCAAUGUUCUGUCCCACAGGACAUGCCACGAACGCCAGCAGAUCUUGGUGAAAUACCAGCAGGCUUAUGGCAGGGAGGAACCAGAAGAUACCAAGAAAGCUCUCUCAGGGGAUCUGGUGAAGGAUCUCAAAAGUGAACUGAGUGGCAAAUUUGAGGAUGCUGUGGUAGCACUUAUGACUCCUCUGCCUUUGUUCUUGGCUAGGGAAUUGCACAAUGCCAUCUCAGGCAUUGGCACCAAUGAGAGGACCUUAGUUGAGAUCCUUUGCACCCGAGACAAUGCUUCUCUAAGGAUGAUAAAAGAUGCUUACUACCAAGAAUACCGCAAGAAGGUGGAAGACGACCUCCACGGAGACACUUCAGGCGACUUCCGCAGGCUUUUAAUUUCCAUGUGUGCUUGUGCCAGAGAUGAAGGGAAUUGUGAUCCAGCAUUGGCAAAUAGCUUAGCUCAACAGUUAUACAAAGCUGGUGAAGGUAAACUCGGCACUGAUGAGGCAGAAUUCAACAGAAUAUUAUCUUCAUAUUCUUAUCCCUUGCUACGUUGUGUAUUUGAGGAGUAUAAGAAGAUUAAAGGAAAACCAUUUUUAGAUGCAAUAAAGUCAGAACUCUCAGGAGAUUUGCAGCUUGGAAUGGUAACCCUGUAUCACACCAUAGACAACAAAGCUGCCUACUUUGCAAAAGAGCUGCGUGACUCCAUGGCUGGCAUGGGCACCAAUGAUCGUGCUCUCAUCCGUCUCGUUGUUUCCCGCUGCGAGAUCGACAUGGUCAACAUCAAACAGGAGUACCAUAAGCUAUACAACAAGUCUUUGGAAAAUGACAUAAAGGGCGACACCUCAGGAGAUUACAAGAAAAUGCUACUUGCGCUCAUUGAAGGCUAAUAAAGUACUUAUUGUAAUCUUUUUUUCCUUUACCUUCCUUGCCCUACAAAAUCUUAAUAGUGUCCACUCUCUUUUUUUGUUUUGUUACCUCAGAGUGAUGUUUCCGGAGACUUCAAGAACAUCCUCAUUGGCAUGGUUGAAAACUAGGCACACCAAGGCCACUCUUGAGAAGCAAACUCAUAUUGAUGUGGAUUAUAAAACAGAACUCUUAUUUUUAAACUUUGAAUACCUUCCAGUGUACAGUACAUUACUUUUCAUGUUACUUUAGGCUUUUUUUUUUUUUUUUUACACACUUCACUAAGUGAUCAUGACCAAUUUUCAUUCUCAUGAGCAACAUAAAAUUUAGUAGUAGUGCCAAAGGAUUUUGCAUAUAUUUUUUGUCUUUGGAAAAUAAUUUGCCCAUAUAGCCUUUUUAUAAAGAAAGUCAUUAUCUUGAAAAUUUGUUUUAGAAGAAUUGUUUCCUAACAUAGAGUAAUACCAUUUAUAUGUAGCCUGUGGAAUACAAUGUAUAGUAGUUAGAGUUGAGCACUGAGGUUUCAGACAACAGAGCUCUGAAGUAAUGUUUACCCUCAUAAUGUUUAUUAACUAUACUAAAGGUCAUGUAUAUCUAAGCCUUCCUAUGCACCAAGACACACCUGAACCUCAAUUUUCAUGAUUGUGUUUCUAAAAAUAAAAAAUUGUACCUAACAUUUACAUCUUUUACUUAGCAACUAAUGCCUGUAACAAAACGGUAUAAUACUUGUGUUGUUUGCUUUAUAUUCCUUUGUUGUCAACAUUUUGAAUUUUUUUUUAACAUCAAUAUAGUGUCAUUUUUUAUAUUCAUUUUUUAUAUGACUGAUGAUAGUGUUAGGUUCCUUAUCAUAAAAAUUACCUUUUGUAUAGGUGUAAGAGAGGAUAAAUAUACAGUAUAGUCCAAAAA
Messenger RNA from Macrobrachium nipponense, 2827 nucleotides. Its product is annotated as annexin A4-like. The record is from RefSeq and is a predicted model, not a curated record. Bases 184 to 1908 code for a protein of 574 amino acids. Lineage: Eukaryota; Metazoa; Arthropoda; Malacostraca; Decapoda; Palaemonidae. Gene Ontology annotation, molecular function: calcium ion binding; calcium-dependent phospholipid binding. The transcript has 10 exons. Gene Ontology annotation, cellular component: cytoplasm.